UUCCAUGGAUUUUUCAUAUCAAAAACUACGUUCCAAGAAAAGCUUCAUACAUAGCCAAUUAGCCAUCAUCUUAGAAGGAAGAAGAAGAAGAAGAAGCCAUGGAAGGUCUGAUUCCUUAUCUUCUCCAUGCAAUCAAGAAGCAGAAGGGUUACAACAGCUACAGGUCCUUAUCCGAGGGCUCCACCCGUAGCUACCAUUUGUUGUUAAAUGCACAGGACUCGGCCAAUGGAUCGUCUCACCGGCGAACCCGGUCGGAGUUCCAGCCACCAGCCAUCGAGUUCACUGAGCAACGAUAUUCCGGUGUUGACCUUAUCCGCUCGCACAGCGUUCACAAAUUCUCCUCCUCAAGUAAUUCUUCGGUGGGUGGUGCUCCAAAGAUCGAUUCCUAUCCAUUCCAUGUCCAGAGUGAAGCUAAUAUUCGUCGACGUCGAUGAACAACUCUGAUUUUUUCUAUUGUUAAUAAAUUUUUUAACUUUUAUUGAUUUUAUGUCCUAUUCUUUCAAGCUGCUCUUUAAUGUUGUGUUCAGGCGUGAAAAUCAAGGUUCCGGUGGAGCUUCAUCAAAACGAUGGGGUCACACCAUUC
Molecule: messenger RNA, 583 nt
Organism: Juglans microcarpa x Juglans regia
Lineage: Eukaryota; Viridiplantae; Streptophyta; Magnoliopsida; Fagales; Juglandaceae
Exons: 1
Coding region: 99-434 (111 amino acids)
Source: RefSeq, a predicted model, not a curated record